Ziziphus jujuba (common jujube) is the source of this 1215-nucleotide messenger RNA. RefSeq names its product ankyrin repeat-containing protein At5g02620. The coding region runs from base 1 to 1215 and encodes 404 amino acids. Gene Ontology annotation, cellular component: plasma membrane. The transcript has 3 exons. The record is from RefSeq and is a predicted model, not a curated record. Gene Ontology annotation, molecular function: protein phosphatase 1 binding; protein phosphatase regulator activity. NCBI's taxonomy places the organism in Eukaryota, Viridiplantae, Streptophyta, Magnoliopsida, Rosales, Rhamnaceae.
AUGUCUGCUUUGCAUAUUUCUGCUAAACAAGGCCAUGUCAAUGUAAUGGAACAAAUUAUUAGUCACAAACCAGAUGCUUGUGACUUGGUUGACAACAGAGGAUGGAAUCUACUUCAUGUUGCCGUUGCAAAUGCAACGCUUAAUGUUGUCAGGUUUAUUCUGAAGACGCCAAGGCUUGAGAGCCUCAUCAAUGCAACGGAUAACGAAGGGAAUACACCUCUGCACGUGGAUGCUGGAAGAGACAAGUACCGCAUCAUAACGAUCCUCGUGAAUGAAAUCAAAGUUCAUAAGAAGGCUCAAAAUCACAACUUCCAAAAGCCGAUUGACUUGAUUCGGACUAAUCCAAAUAUUGGAGAGCUUUACAAGUCAAUGAUUGCAAUGAGGUUGGAAAAACAGGGUGGCCAACCAAGUCUGCGUUCACUUGUCCAUAAAGAAGAAUAUAGGAAGCCCAUAAAAAAGGAUAUAAUCAUAAACAGAGUGGGAGCUAAUAGAGAUAAAGAUCAUGAUCAUACAAGUAAAGAAGUUGGCUAUGAUCAGGACAAAGACGUGAAAUCUAAUAGACUGAAGAACAUAUCUACCAUUCAUCUACUGGUGGCAACUCUCAUUGCAACAGUGACUUUUACAGCAGGUUUUACAAUGCCUGGAGGGUUCGAACAAAAUGAAUCAUCAAGAAAGGGCUUGGCAUUGCUAUCUGACAAUACAUAUUUUCAUCUGUUUGUGAUAGCAGAUUCAUUAGCCUUCUACUGCUCCUCUGCCUCAGUUUUCUUGCAAUUUUGCGCUGCCUCGGAACAUAAUUAUCAUUUGCUCUUACGUUUUACAAAAGUUUCUGCAACUCUCACUUAUAUUUCUAGCCUUGGAAUGGUUGUUGCUUUUACUUCAGCCUUGCACGCUGUCAUGCCUGGUUCCUCAAUGCUAGCAUAUUAUACUUUUGUAUCAGAAAUUAAUGCUCACAAUCCUGAUGGUUGUGACUUGGUUGAUAACAGAGAAUGGACUCCUAUCCAUGCCGCCAUAACAAACAAGAAGCUUAAUGUUGUCAGGUACAUAUUGAAGAGGCGAAUGCUUGAGAGCCUCAUCCAUGCAGCGGAUAACAAAGGGAAUAUGCCUCUGCAUGUGGCUACUGGAAGGGACAAGUACAGCAUCAUAACGAUCCUUGUGAAUUAUCUCAAAGUUCACAAGAAGGCUAAUAAUCUCAACUUCAAAAACAUCAUUGACUAG